Arachis duranensis is the source of this 1638-nucleotide messenger RNA. RefSeq lists its product as uncharacterized. Bases 1 to 1638 code for a protein of 545 amino acids. NCBI's taxonomy places the organism in Eukaryota, Viridiplantae, Streptophyta, Magnoliopsida, Fabales, Fabaceae. The transcript has 10 exons. The record is from RefSeq and is a predicted model, not a curated record.
AUGCCUCCUCCAUUUGAUAUGAUUUCUAAGAUGCAUCCUCCUAGAGAGGCUUGGAGGCUGAAAGUUAGGGUUCUUAGGCUUUGGGUUGUACCCUCUUUUGGUAACCAUGAGGUUCCUAACUCAAUGGAGAUGAUUCUCCUUGAUGAUAAUCUGAUUUUGUUCUUUUGUUGGAUUUUCAAUGUGAAAAAAAUUCAAGCUACAGUUAAGAAACCACUCCUUAAUAGGUUUAGGGAUCAUAUAGUUGAAGCUACAGUCAAGAAACCACUGCUUAAUAGGUUUAGGGAUCAUAUAGUUGAAGGACAAGUUUAUAGAAUGGCAUAUUUUACUGUUGUCUCAAAUCAUGGUAGUUAUAGAGCAACUUCUCAUGAAUUCAAAUUGGUUUUCCUUCACCGAACCACUGUUGUAGCUGUUGAUGAAGAUGUAAUCCCUAAGACUUGUUUCAACAUUGUUACAGUGCGAUGUGCAUUGUUUGGGGAUUAUGUUAAUCAAGUGAAUAAUUUUCUUGCCUCUGGCUAUGUGGAGCAGCCUGUUGUGGUGAUUCAGCUUGCAAAAGUCAAGUUCUUUAGGGGUCAAGUAGGUCUUCAAAAUGUGAUGUAUGCCACUCAAAUAUUAUUUAAUCCUAAUAUUCCUGAAGUUGUUGAAUUCAGCCAGAGUAUGAUUGAGCAAGGUGUAAAUGGUACCCAUCCUCUGUUUAUUGCAAAUGAGGGUAAAGUUCUCUCAUUGGAAGAUGAUUUCAUGCGUUUAACUAGGAAAUGCACUAUUGAAGAGCUUCAAGAUAACAAUCAGGAGGGUUCUUUUAUCAUCUUUGGUGCAAUUCAAGGUAUUGUUGAGGAUGGAGGUUGCUGGUAUUCUGCGUGUGUGUGUGGAAAGGGUAUCUAUCCUCAAAAUGGUGCAUAUUACUGUGAUUUUUGUUUGAAGCACAUAACUAAUGUGACUCCAAGAUUUAAAAUUAAAAUAAUAGUUGAAGAUCGUACUGGUGAGGGUAUUUUCCUUCUCUUUGAUCGUGAGGCAUCUUAUUUGCUUAAGAAGUCAUGUGCUGACUUGUUUACUGAGGUUCAAAGAGAUGCAAGUCUUAUAUGUGGGGAUACUUAUCCUCCCAUAUUUCAAGUGCUCAUUGGAAAGAAGUUGCUUCUCAAGGUUGAUACCAAAGGUGUCCCACAGGAUACAUUUUAUGGGACUUUCCGAGUUAGGAGAAUUUGUGAUGAUUCAACUAUUAUUGCGAUGUUUGAACUUCCCGAUUAUGAUGCUGAUGACGAGUGUACUCCAAAAAAGGAGAAUGAUUUGCACAAAUCUGUUCCUUGUGGAAAAGGGGAUGUUGGUAUUAAGAAGGAGUUUUCAGAUACUUUUAUCAAGAGUGAGAAAGAUGCUGGUGAGUGUCCUGGGAUUUUGUGUAAAUCCCCGAUUCUUAUUGAUUUUUUAGCUGGAAAACAGCCUGCUGUUUCUGGAGUGACUGAGUUUGUUGCCUUAAGUGAUGGUGAACAUAGAAAAGAUGAGAAAACACCCAGCAAUAAUGCUGUUAGUGAUGAUCUUUCUGCUGAACUCGAUAUAUUGCUUAGCUCAGUGGAAAAAGAAACUCAGGAGGUGUUGUCCCAUGUUGUUGAUUCAUCUUCGCAAUAUGGAGAGAAGCCAUGUUCUUGA